AUGGAUUAUUUCCUAACCAAUACUGACGAUAUCAGUGAUUGUGACGAUCAAUCGGACAAGUCAACUUCAAAUAAUAAUCAUGCUAAAAAUCACACACAAAAAUCAGUACUUGGAGAAAAUACUGGAAGAAGUAGCAGACGUAAACAAUCAGCUCCUCGUUCUCGGCUUGUCCGUCAAUGUGACGAAUGUGACUUUACGUCAUCCAUGACAAGUGAAUUUAAAACUCAUAUGAAAUUCGAACAUGGACAUGAUCAAGUAUUUUUAUGUGAUUUAUGUCGAUAUUAUUCAUUAUCAUCAUUUGAUUAUCAAUUACAUUUAAAUUCACAUCAAAAUAAUGUUUCAAUAUCUGCAUCAACAAAAUUAAACAUAUCACAUGAACAAUCAGUUGAAUCCGAUGGUGAAAUGGAAGAUGAUGAUUCAGCAAAUAUUUUUUCCAAAGAACAACAUCCAAUUCUCUAUGAACACGAUGAGCAAAUGUCCGACGAUGAACAAAAUCCAUCAACUAGCACAAGCAAGAAACUUAAUCUAUCAGUUACUUCUUCACAUUCUAAUACAACACAACAAACAUCAUCAGUACCUGAUCGCAAACGCCCAUAUAACGUAUCUGUUGAUCCAGCCCGAUAUCGCCGUGUACCAGAUCCAGACGAUGCAACUGCUGUAAAAUUUGCUUGUUCAUUAUGUGGUAAUUUAUACAAAUGGCGAAAAAGUUUAAAUAAACAUUGGAAAGAAAAACACAACGACGAAAGUCCACCGCCACUCGACGCACCAGUUACAAUUCGACCACCGAAAUCAUCAGCAAAUACAAAUAUUCAAUCUAAACUAUUGAAUCGAACAAGUGACAUCUUACCACAGUCAUCAAUGAAUCCGCCAGCAUCAUUAGCUCCACCACCGCCUCCGCCUCCAGCACCACAUCAUCCAGCAUUUCCAUUUAAUCCCUAUUCAUGGAUUAAUUUUGCUUCUCGAAAUGAUUUUCAACCCAUCUAUCCAUCAGUAACACCUACGGAUCAAUCGUUAAAUCUUCCAUUGGACUUAACAAUAAAAUCGACAAAUAAAACAACAACAACAACAUCAUCACCAAUAUCAAUCGAACAAAAUCCACUAAAAAAACAUCAUCGCGAUAGUAGUAGUAGCAAUGAAGAACAACGCGAUAGUUCACAUUACAAUCGUGCUGAUAGUGAUGAUGAUGACGAUGAUGAUGGCCAUUCAGAACAUGCAUCAUCUUCAAGUCCACCAAAUGCAUAUGGACAAAAAAUAUUUAUUUGUUCUAUAUGUGAUCAACGUUUUCUUGCUGUUGAAACCGUCAAUGAACAUUUCUUGAAAAAUCAUCUUCUCGAAUUAGAAAAUGAAAUAGCUGGUAAAUCACCGCCGCGCAAUACAAAUGUUGCACAACAAAAUGAAGAAUGGAAUUUAAGCGAUCCAGUUAAUCCAUUGAAAUGUAUUCAAUGUGACUUUGUUGGUCGUUGGCCAACCGAACUUCAAAAACAUGCUGCUUCACAUUCAACAUCACGACCAUUUAAAUGUCUUGUUUGUUCAUUAACUUAUAAGUGGCGGUGGGAUUUAGCUAAACAUUGGGAUCGUGCACAUGCAUGCGGUGUUAAAGGUAUUAAUUUAAUAAAUCCAUAUAAAAAACGUGAUCGUGAUCAAGCACGUUCCAUGAUGGAAUUAACACCGACACCAACAGCAACUACAAAAAUCAAUGGUGAUCAUCAUUCAACUUGCUCAUCAAUAUCAUCGUCGUCAACAAUAAAAAAGAAUUCUUUACGCAAUUCCGAUGAUGACGAUCAUAGUCAGCAUUCCAGUAUGUCUGAUGACGAUGAACAAGUUCAACCACCACAGCAGCACCACCACAACAACCACCACCACCAUCAACCACCGAUUAAACGUAUUAAACAAGAGGAUGAAAAACAUUUAUCAUUGUUAUCAACAUUUUUACCACCUCCACCCCCACCGCCGUCAACAACAACAGCCGCGGCUGCGGCUGCUGCUGCUGCUGCAGCAUCAAAUAUGUUUUUUCCACCACCGUCAUUUUUCUCUCAUCAUCCAAUGUUUUCAUCGUUUGUCAAUCCAUCAUUAUUACUACAACCAAAAUUUAAUUAUGGAUCACGUUCCUCUCAAGUGCCGCUCAAUGCAAGUUUAGAUCUAUUUAAACAAGCAUCUGCUUUUAUUCAACGAACACAAUCACCAAAUUCUUCAAGAUCAUCAUCACCAAGAACAUCAUCACCUUUACAACCGCCGCAACAGCAACAACGAAUACAUGCUGUCGCUGCUAUGGUCGCAGCAGCUAAUGGUAAUAGUAAUCACAUUCGUAAUCAUCAUCAUCAUCAACAACAACAACAGCAGCAGCAACAACAGCAACAACAACAGCAGCAGCAGCAGCAGCAGCAGCAGCAACAACAACAACAACAACAACAACAACAACAACUACAACUACAGCAACAACAGCAAAGAAAAUUUGAAAAAGAAGAAAGAAAUUUUCAAUGCCGUUGGUGCGAUUAUCGUGGUCGAUGGAGAAGUGAAUUAAUACAACAUAUGAGAUGUCAUCAUGCUAGAGAUAAACCGUAUCAUUGCUCGGCUUGUCCAUAUGCUUCAAGUUGGAAAUGGGAUGUUCAAAAGCAUGUUAAAAAACAGCAUGCUCAUGAUACAGCAAAAAUUGUUGAAUUACCUGAUAAAUAUUUAUUUCAAACAACUCUGAAAGCAAAAUAUGAAGGAACCGAUGAUCGAGCCUUGGCACCAGCACCAUUGACUGAUGAAGAUUAUAGUUUUUUUGGUGCUGACGUUCAACAAAAAUUAUCAUCAAUGAAAUAUACACGUGAUCGUACAUUAGCUUGUCAACAAUGUCCAUUUGCUGCAAAUUCAAUGGCUGAAUUACGACGACAUUUAAUUGUUCAUUCAGCUGAAAGUCCGUAUCAUUGUUUUAAUUGCGAUUUUAAAUCGAAAUGGAAAUGUGACGUUAAAAAACAUAUGCGUCUAUGCAAUCAUCAUGGACCAGUCUUAGUUGGACGUAAAGCUAUGGCUAAAGUUAUGGAGAGUCUUGGUCUAGUCAUUGGCAAUAAUGAUUUAGCGAAGACAAUACCAGCCGAUAAACAAAAUGUUGCUGCACUUGCAGCUGCUGCUAUGCAAAUGUCAUCAUUCUUUGCUCAACAACAAAAAGAACAACAAAAAAACAACAACAACGAUAUUAUCGAUGAAGACGAAGAAAUUGUUGAUGAAGAAGAAGAAGAAGAAGAUGGUGGUGGUGGUGAUGACGACGAUGAAAAUAAUAGUUUAAUUAUUGUUGAUGAAAAUCAACAACAAGAUGAUAUUGACGAUAAACAAAAACGUAUAACAACAAGUUCGCGUACACAAAAUAAUAAUCUUCGUUGUCGUCAAUGUGAUUAUGAAGCUGACGAUCUAUCAGAUUUACUUGUUCAUCGUAAAGCACAUGCAUCUAUGAAAUAUAAUACAAAUUUUGAUCAAACUUUUCAACAAGAGAAAAUUCUAUCGAACAAUAAUAGUGAUAUUGAAAAUGAUGAUGAAGAACAAGAAGAAGAAGAAAAAACUCGUGAUAUUCAAUUAGAUGAAAAAAUGUUUGACUAUGAAUUACAUUGGCUAGAAAAUAAUCCGUUAAUUAAACAAUUAACAACAGUUCAACAAAAAACUCGAACUAUUGUUUUUAAAUGUUCAAACUGUAAUUAUACUAUUAACAAUAAUCGCCAAUAUUUUCUUAAUCAUCUUGAUCAUCAACAUCCAGAAUUGUUACAAAAUUAUUCAUGA
Rotaria socialis is the source of this 3753-nucleotide messenger RNA. The record is from the annotation of a GenBank genome assembly. NCBI's taxonomy places the organism in Eukaryota, Metazoa, Rotifera, Eurotatoria, Philodinida, Philodinidae.